Pelodiscus sinensis (Chinese soft-shelled turtle) is the source of this 890-nucleotide messenger RNA. RefSeq names its product glucocorticoid induced 1 (gene GLCCI1). Lineage: Eukaryota; Metazoa; Chordata; Testudines; Trionychidae. Gene Ontology annotation, cellular component: cytoplasm. The record is from RefSeq and is a predicted model, not a curated record.
GCAGCUCACCUGAGAGACGAAGCCCCAGCUCCCCGGUGUACAGAGUGGACAGGCCAAAAUCCCAGCAAGUCAGAACCUGUGGUACCAUAAGGCGAACCUCUUCUUUGGAUACAAUAACAGGACCUUAUCUCACAGGACAGUGGCCUCGAGAUCCCCAUGUACACUACCCUUCAUGCAUGAAAGAUAAAGCUACUCAGACACCUAGCUGUUGGGCAGAAGAGGGUUUAGAAAAGAGAUCACAUCAACGUUCAGCAUCAUGGGGGAGUGCUGAUCAAUUAAAGGAGCAGAUUGCCAAAUUGAGGCAGCAGCUACAACGCAGCAAACAGAGCAGUCGUCACAAUAAAGAAAAAGAACGUCAGUCACCGCUCCAUGGCAACCAUAUAGCAAUCAGUCAGACUCAGGCAUCUAUCUCAAGAUCAGUCCCUAUGCCACUGUCAAAUAUUUCAGUGCCAAAAUCAGCUGUUUCACGCGUGCCGUGCAAUGUAGAAGGAAUAAGCCCUGAAUUAGAGAAAGUAUUCAUUAAAGAAAAUAGUGGAAAAGAAGAUGUAUCCAAGCCCUUGGAUAUUCCUGAUGGUCGAAGAGCGCCCUUGCCUGCUCAUUAUCGUAGCAGUAGCACACGCAGCAUUGAUACACAGACUCCCUCUGUCCAAGAGCGCAGCAGCAGCUGCAGCAGCCACUCACCAUGUGUCUCUCCCUUUUGUCCCCCGGAAUCUCAGGAUGGGAGUCCUUGCUCAACAGAAGAUUUGCUAUAUGACCGUGAUAAAGACAGUGGGAGUAGCUCACCGUUGCCCAAGUAUGCCUCAUCUCCCAAACCAAACAACAGCUACAUGUUCAAACGAGAGCCCCCAGAGGGAUGUGAGCGAGUGAAGGUCUUUGAGGAAAUGUCGUAA